UACAAUAGUAAAUAUAUAUAGAUAAGUAAUUGCAAAUUUUGCAAUAAAUUAUUAAAAAUUAGAAAGCAAUCUUUAAUUUGAUCGACAUGAGUAAAACACCAGUCUCUAUUCUUCAAGAGAUGAUGGUAAAGCAGGGUAUGAUACCUGAUUAUGAAUUGAUACAUGAUGGUGGAGGACGUCAUGUAAAUACUUUUACAUAUCGAGUUUCAUGUGAUGGUCUCAGUGCAACUGGUACAGGUCGUUGUAAGAAAGAUGCAAAACAUGAAGCUGCUAAAGCUAUGUUAUCAGAGAUUGCUGCACAUAAAAACUAUCUACAGCUGCCAGCUGCUAAUACACCAGUAGCAUCUCCAUCAAGGUCACCGUUUCAUUCUAUUUCUGUUCCACCAAAGAUAACAAAUGUACCUUUUGUUAAUGCUGUAGGUGAAUUACAGGAACUUUGUGUUAAUAAUAAUUUAGAGGAACCACAAUAUGUUCUUAUCCGUGAUCAUGGACCACCACAUGCUAAAAUCUUUACUAUUCAAUGCAAAAUAUCUAGUUUUGAAGAAAAUGGAACAGCAACUACAAAGAAACAAGCAAAACAUGACGCUGCAAAAAAGAUGGUAGACAAAAUAAAAUAUCUUGUGAAUAAUGAUUUAUAUAAAGAAAAAGAUGAAGAAGAUUCUUCAAAUUCUGUUACAACUGAUUCGAUAGACAUGAUGACUAAAUGUGCUGAAGAAUAUUACCGCACUUCAAGCAAAAUGACAAAAAAGCUUAACUUAGGUAUUAGAUUAGCUGAUUAUCAUAUUAAAUGGAGAGAUUCCUUGGAAACUGAUAAACGCAAUAAAAUACUAGAAGAAUUAGAAUCUAUCUUUCCCAACGAAAUGUGUAACAAUUUAGAUGAAUAUAAUAAUGAAUCUAUAAUAAAAAAAAUAGCUAAAUUCGAAGCUACAUUAGCAGAGGUUGAUGUAACAGUUAAUAUGAAGGAUAUAAUUACAGAUAAUCAUGUUAUGCAAUUAAUAGAGCUUAAUACUUGUCCUAUUCUCACACAAAUUGGUAUAGGACAUAAUCAACUGGAAGCUUCUUGGAAAGCCUUGUCCUUAAUAAUACAGACAUUAAAAUUACUUUUAAUGUAAAAAAAAA
Pogonomyrmex barbatus (red harvester ant) is the source of this 1119-nucleotide messenger RNA. Its product is annotated as double-stranded RNA-binding protein Staufen homolog 2. Gene Ontology annotation, molecular function: siRNA binding; double-stranded RNA binding. Gene Ontology annotation, biological process: regulation of regulatory ncRNA processing; siRNA processing. Lineage: Eukaryota; Metazoa; Arthropoda; Insecta; Hymenoptera; Formicidae. Gene Ontology annotation, cellular component: RISC-loading complex; RISC complex; nucleus. The record is from RefSeq and is a predicted model, not a curated record.